CUCUCUUCCCAACCAAGCUUGCCGCGGGAGAGAGCCGGCGGCUGCGUUCAUGGCUCAUUUUGAGGACUGUAAAUUCUACCGGCAGCGUGCCUGUCUGAACGGUGUUCACUGUGGAUUUCGACACAACGAGGCGUCCCGCCACACGGAGCGCCUGUGCAACAGAUGGGCCGCAGGGUACACGUGCGACGGCAGGUGCAACCUCCGGCACCCGUCCGCUGCGGAAAUCGCCGCUCUGGCCGCCGCCCCACCGCCCGCCUCAGCAGCAACAGCAGCAGCAUUCGUCCGACCUUCUCCAUCCAGCCAACAACCGCCAAACAGUUCUCGGCCGUCAGCAGCAGCAGCAGCAGCAGCGGCAGCAGAAGCAGAAGCAGCGGCAGCAGAAGCAGCAGCAGCAGCAGCAGCAGCGGUCGUCCGACCGGCUCCUUCCAGGCAACAACCGCCAAAAAAAUCGCGGCCGCCAGCAGCAGCAGCGGCGGCCGCAGCUGCGGCGGUGGCAGCGGCGGAAGCAGCGGCGGCGGCGGCUAUCAAGGCCAGAGCUCCCCCUUGCCGGUUCUACGCCAGAGGGCUGUGCACCAAGGGCAGGGCGUGUCCCUUUUUCCACGCGCCCUCCGCCCAGCAAGUGCCAGCAGAGCGAACGGCUCCGGAAAGCAGCUGGGGGCCAGCCCCUACCACUCUUCGAGGGGCGGCGGCAGCAGCCCGAAAGGCUACCGCUGCAUCCGAAGCGCGUGCCGCUUCGGGCGAAGAGCGGAGGAAGCACAAGGGCGGGGCUGCGGGGAAGCGCGAACCGGGCGUGACAGAACGUCCUAGGAAGAUGGUGCUGAAUAGUGGGGGUGGCGGCCUUGGUGUUUCGGUGGAAGCGGAUGCUGCAGCGAAGAGGCGGGCGGCGGAGAUACUCCAGAAGCACAGGCUGACUUCGAGUACACCGGCCAAGGAGGCGGGAUCGCGAGGGGGGAUGCACAUUAGGGGGGCAGCUCGGACUCAACCCAGCGACAAGAAAAGCUGCGCAGAGACCUCGGGACAGCGGCAGCCGCGCCCGCCAACUGGUCGUCAUAGCGGACACAGCUCUACGGCAUUAGCAUCACCACUAGAAGCAGCAGAGGCAUCGUCGAAGGGCCGCACGAUUCCAGCGGACAACAACGGCAAGAAUACUGGGGCAAAAACAGGGAAAAGAGUAGGCGAGCAGGAAGAGGCAGCAGGAGCGGAGGAGGCCCCCGCUUGUGAGGGCGCAGUUUUGCUCGCUCCCUCUCCCAAGAAGCAGGCAACUGAAGAAAUACCCUCGACCACAGCACGGGCUGCAACGAAAGCCGUGGGCAAAUUGCAAAACACUUGAAGGGCAGAGGGGGCAACGUCAACGAGUUGCGAACCCGCGGAUAAGCAGCAGCAAAAGCAGCAGCAGCAGAGCAGUAGCAGCAGGGGAAGCAUCAGGGGCAGCAGCUGCCCGUUCAUGCUGGCAGCGAUGCACCCUCACCCUUAGCAACAUCAUAUGCUACGACGGCCGCCGUCAUUGCCAACGACAAGGAGGAAUUGCUUCCUAGCCGAAGCGGAAAGUGCUUAGGUUUGCGUGGAGGGCCGGAUGGUCAUUGGUGCUACAUUCACUGGCGGUGUUACCGACACUUUGGGGUGGUGGCGGUAACGAUUAGCCUAGUGGCAGGGAACACUAGCUAGGGGGGUGGAUGUAGAGCGGACACUUGGCAGUGUUUACCGCCACCGCCGCCGCCGCCACCCGCGGUACGUUCGUCUUGUUUCCUUGGAAGCGGCAGGCCCUCUUGAGGAUGGCAAGGUUGAGUCCGGGGCGUGCGGUGUUUUGCACCGGAGCAAAUUGUCCCAAAGUCCGGGCGCUCAAAGUUUGGGAGCGUUGAGUUGAGAGCGUGUGCCGCAGUUUGAGAGCGGUCAGUCGGACGUGUCACGCGUGCACUGGUGCAGACGGCGGGAGGAGAAAUUCCAGGGGUUUCGAUGAGUGGUGGUUUUUUUUUUUCACGGGGUGGUUGUUGUGAAAGAUGGUCUGUUCGUCGGCCGACGCCAACAACAGAGAAUCAUCUUGAGCAGAUUUUGAAGAGAUGUGACCCUUUGUGAUUGUGAUGAUCAUCUCCACAACAGCGGCGUUGUUUUCACAUAGGGUAUGCAUCCUCCCGGUGAAUAAGCUUAGUUGCUGGUGUAGUACCAACCCUUUCUGCCACGACCACAACCACCGUAGACGGAGUCUUCGGGAAUGAGUAUGCUUUAUUGCCUUGAGAGGGGGCUGACAGUAGACGAACAUAGUGUUCGAGAGUGCCUGCGGUGGAGAAAAGUGUGCUGCGUGGCGGAGGUGGCGCUUUGAGCCUUAAUCUGGGACUAGGAAAAGAGACAACGCGGGUCCCGUUCGAUGAAAUCGUUCCGAUCAUGCUUGAAUUAUUAGGUACUCGCACGACUUCACGGUUGAAGAGGGAAAAGGGAUGACUGAACCCUUCUCGCGAAAAAACUACCAGGCAAGCACCGUAGGACCUGUGGCAUUAACAAAAUAGAAAGCAGAAAAAGUUCCUGUGUGUGAUUUUCCGACGGUGUAACCCCGGCUUAUUCUUCAAAACGCACUCACCGCAAGGUGUGUAUUUCGGCGCCAGAGCACAUGGGUCAAACACAACACAUCGUGCGUUGUGACGUGGUGCACUAGAGUAGUGAUGCGUGUUGGUCUGUCCUUGUUCCGUGUCGGUGCUACGGGAAAAGGAAGGGCGGUGGGAUGUCGCAAGAAGGUUGAGUAUGUUGAGUUUGGUGAUGAUGCGAUCACCAACAACGAAUGACGUCAAAAUUGGUUUUUUCUCAAGAGACGGAACCGAGGGAAAAUAUGUGUCGGGAAA
Ectocarpus sp. CCAP 1310/34 is the source of this 2831-nucleotide messenger RNA. The record is from the annotation of a GenBank genome assembly. Lineage: Eukaryota; Phaeophyceae; Ectocarpales; Ectocarpaceae.